Messenger RNA from Malania oleifera, 928 nucleotides. RefSeq names its product pre-rRNA-processing protein TSR2-like. Gene Ontology annotation, biological process: maturation of SSU-rRNA from tricistronic rRNA transcript (SSU-rRNA, 5.8S rRNA, LSU-rRNA). The record is from RefSeq and is a predicted model, not a curated record. Gene Ontology annotation, cellular component: nucleus. NCBI's taxonomy places the organism in Eukaryota, Viridiplantae, Streptophyta, Magnoliopsida, Santalales, Ximeniaceae. The coding region runs from base 85 to 699 and encodes 204 amino acids. The transcript has 5 exons.
AUCCGUCUAAUUUGCCACGGAUUAGCGGACCCGAUUCGUUUUGGCAGGUCUAAUUAGGGUUCUAUACAGAGGGAGUCUGGGAGCAUGACGGUAUACGGGAACGGCAACAGAGAAGCAGGUGCUCUCAUGGCGUUUCAGCUUCAGCUUUCAGCUGAUGCUGUUACCCAGCUUAAAGAAGGCAUAGAUUUGCUACUUCUUCGGUGGUCUGCACUUCAGAUCGCUGUCCACAACGAGUGGGGCGGCCAUAAUUCUGCCCGCAAGUCCGAGCUAUUCUCCUCCGUCAUCUUCUCUUGGUUCACCCAAUCCAAAGAGCCAUUGUAUAUUGAUGAUUUAGAAGACAUGCUUGAUGAAAAUAUGGUUUCCUUGUUCAAAACGGAGAUUGAGGAUGGCAGCACUGAGGAGGUGGCAGAAAAAUUAAUGGUCAUGCAUGAGGAGUGUUUGGAAGGAAAUUAUAAAUCCAUUGAAAAGCUUAGGGAGGCCAAUUCACGAGGAGUUGUUUCUCAUGUUAGACAGGUUGUGGACAAGGGAAGCGUGGGUAAAGAUGAUUUGUCAAAUAUGAUAGUUGAUGCGCCACAAAAGCGGUCAAGUUCAAGUACAGACGACAUGCAGGUUGAUGAAGGAAUGCCUGAACAGGUGGCUGAAGCAGAAGAGGGAUGGGUGGUGGUUUCCUCCAGGCGGAGUCGGGGUAAAAGGCACUAGGAACUUUACCAAGUAGAGGAGUUGAAGGAGACAAAUUAAUCAAGUCCACCGCCGUCCUCAUUGCUUCACCCCAAAAUAAUUUUGGCAAUUUCGCAUGAGAGAGUAUACAUCUCAUUCUCUCCAGUAUGGUACGGUUCAUUCUUUCGGCAAUUCCAUUUUGUUAAGGGGUUUUUAUUGACGGUCUUUUGAUGUCCAAUGGCUUGGCUAUAAAAAUAUGCAUCAAAUGGGC